Pterocles gutturalis (yellow-throated sandgrouse) is the source of this 1790-nucleotide messenger RNA. It is a transcript of the gene B3GALNT2, whose product is annotated as beta-1,3-N-acetylgalactosaminyltransferase 2. Gene Ontology annotation, molecular function: hexosyltransferase activity. The annotation marks the transcript as partial. Gene Ontology annotation, cellular component: membrane. The transcript is spliced from 11 exons. The record is from RefSeq and is a predicted model, not a curated record. Lineage: Eukaryota; Metazoa; Chordata; Aves; Pterocliformes; Pteroclidae.
GUCCACUGGCCUUCUUUCCUCAGUGGAAGCUGAAACAUUAUGAUGUUAUUGUAGGUGUUUUGUCAGCUCGACACAAUCAUGAACUGCGCAGUGUUAUAAGGAACACUUGGUUCAAGCACCUGAAACAACAUCCUGCACUGAGCCAACGUGUCCUUGUGAAGUUUAUAAUAGGUGCUCAUGGGUGUGCUGUGCCAGUGGAGGACAGAGAAGAUCCCUACUCCUGCAAACUUCUGAACAUCAGUAACCCAGUUUUGAAUCAGGAAAUUGAAGCAUUCAGUCUCCCUGAGGACAUACCUUCUGUGCUAUCUGAAGACAGAAUUGUCAGUGUGAACUUUCGUGUACUUUACCCCAUUGUCAUUACCAGUCUUGGGGUAUUUUAUGAGGCUGAUGGGGUGGGAUUCCAGAGGAACAUCACUGUAAAACUGUACCAGGCAGAACAUGAGGAAGCUCUCUUCAGUGCUCGCUUUAGUCCACCAAGCUGUGGAGUGCAAGUGAACAGAUUGUGGUACAAGCCAGUAGAACAGUUCAUUUUGCCAGAGAGUUUUGAAGGUACCAUUGUGUGGGAAAGCCAGGAUCUUCAGGGCCUUGUUUCAAGAAACCUUCAUAAAGUGGUGGUGAAUGAUGGAGGGGGUGUUUUCAGAAUCAUUACAGCAGGGGAAGGGUCACUGCCACAUGAACUCACUGAAGGUGUGGAGGGAAUAGCAGGUGGUUUUAUCUACACUGUUCAAGAAGGUGAUGCUCUUUUAAAAAGCCUCCAUACUCGCCCAGAAAGGUUUACGAGUCACAUAAAAAAUCUUGAAAAAGAAGAUGGUUUAUUGAAGGAAGAAAGCAGUACCUAUGAUGAUAUUGUUUUUGUAGAUGUUAUUGACACUUACAGAAAUGUUCCAGCCAAACUGCUGAACUUCUACCGAUGGACAGUUGAAUCAACGAGUUUUGAUUUGUUGCUGAAGACAGAUGAUGACUGUUACAUUGAUUUGGAGGCGGUUUUUAGCAGGAUAAUGCAGAAAAAAUUGGACAGACCAAACAUUUGGUGGGGAAAUUUCAGACUAAAUUGGGCAGUUGAUCGAACUGGGAAAUGGCAAGAGCUGGAAUACCCAAGUCCUGCAUAUCCAGCCUUUGCUUGUGGGUCUGGCUACGUCAUCUCCAAAGACAUUGUUCAGUGGCUGGCAAGCAACUCUGAAAGAUUAAAGACAUACCAGGGUGAAGAUGUGAGUAUGGGCAUCUGGAUGGCAGCUGUAGGACCCAAGCGAUAUCAAGAUAGUCUCUGGUUGUGUGAGAAGACAUGCGAGAGUGGCAUGCUGUCUUCACCCCAGUAUUCUCCACAGGAACUGAAAGAGCUCUGGAGAUUAAAGGAACUGUGUGGAGAUCCUUGUAGGUGUGAGGAAAGAUGAUGGACUUGCCUUGGAAAACAGGGUAGCAUAUAAUGAUUGUGAAAAAGUGUACAUUUGGAUUCAUUCUUGGAACAAUAAGGAAUAUUAAGGUAUCUUUUAAUGUUGAGUUUCAACUAAAGUAUAACAAUAUUUGCACAUCCCUUUUGAUAAUUACAACUGGACUCAUACUAUUCAUUUUCUAUAGUAUAGAUGUUGAUCUGACAAAACUUAAAAUGUUUAAGAUAAAAAAUUUCCUUUUUAUAUAAAGUCAAAAACUUACUUGUAAUUAAUAAAUGCACAUAAGAAUACCGACUAGCCUGUCUUUUGUAAAUUAAAGACUACUGAUUUAACUCAGUAUAGAGCCUUACCAGGAUCCAGUGGAGAGCUGUGCUCAGCACCAGGGCAUCUGAUAAGUCUUGC